Molecule: messenger RNA, 588 nt
Organism: Protopolystoma xenopodis
Lineage: Eukaryota; Metazoa; Platyhelminthes; Monogenea; Polystomatidea; Polystomatidae
Source: the annotation of a GenBank genome assembly
AUGUCUUGUGAUGUAAGCAUUCUUCUUUACUUAAAAUCUGAGAAGUUGGGUCUUUCUCGGCCACCUUUAAGUCGAAUUGUACAUACCAGAUCACCUCUCCAUUUAAACGAUGUCCAAAAGUCCAACUCUUCACGUUCUAUUGAGGUUAGUAUUAAGGAUCCAACUAGUCCUAUUUCGAUUCUAUCGACUUGUGAAGACGAGUUUCCUGAAGAUGCUACAUUGACCAAUGUUUUUCUCUGUCGUGGACUCUACGACGUCAAGAUUCGUAGAGUAGUUCGCAAUCCCAGCCUCAUGCACUUUCAUCUUCCUUCUCUUGGUAGCUUGCUAUGCUCCUCACCUGGCUGUUCAACACCACAGGAUAACACCUCUCUGUUGGCUCUGACCUCUUCUAGAACUAUUGCUAGCAGUGCUGCAAUCCCACUUCCCUCCACUGCUUCAUCUCCCUCUUCCGCAAAUAUCGCGUCAGUCACCAGCUCUGUCCUGACCCUUAGCGAACCAAGAAACACUAAAAGGUUAUUUUCUACUCUUCAUACUUCUACGGAUGCUACAAGUCGACUUGACUUGCAGAAUUUGGACUAUGGCCAUUAA